Paramecium tetraurelia is the source of this 654-nucleotide messenger RNA. RefSeq lists its product as uncharacterized. NCBI's taxonomy places the organism in Eukaryota, Ciliophora, Oligohymenophorea, Peniculida, Parameciidae. The record is from RefSeq and is a predicted model, not a curated record. The transcript has a single exon.
AUGAUAUUAUUGUUAUAUAUUUUGAUUGCAUCUACUCAUUAAGCAGAGUACACAUUGACAAUCAAAAAAGGUGAUCAAUAUGAAACUCCCACAUUACCUGUUUAUUAAAAGAACUCAGAAAUCUCUCAAAUAAGAAUCAAGUUAGGUGUCACUGGAGCAACUUAUGUUGUUCCUCAUGAUGAAAACUAAUAGAGAUGCAUGAGUUCUUGGAAUAAAUUAUGGGGCUAUUCUAGAUGUUUUGGAUCACUCCAUCAUAAAGAUAGCGAUAGAUUUGUCUUCAGAAGAGCCCAAUCAUGUUUGAAAUAUAAUGAACAAGGAUUAUACGUAGUUCCAAAUUGCCAAGAAUAAGAUUUAGUAGAAAUUGCAGCCUACGCUUAUGACAAUAGUGUAGUUCCCUAUGAACAUCCUGAUCAACUGAUAAGAAUUUUCACUACAAAGAUUAGAACUGAAGUUUGGUAUUAAUAUCGAUUGAUCUUUUUGGCUGAUUCUACAAUUUAUGAAUUAUUGAAUGACAAUGGAGAUUUACUCGAAAGACAAUCAAUUAAACACAGAACUUGUUAUGCAUGGAAGAAUGGAUACAGACUCAACUUAUACUUUGGAGGUGUUUGUGAAGCCCCAGUAGAUGUAGUUGCUGAUCAUGUUGAAUAAUCAUGA